Molecule: messenger RNA, 1954 nt
Organism: Punica granatum (pomegranate)
Lineage: Eukaryota; Viridiplantae; Streptophyta; Magnoliopsida; Myrtales; Lythraceae
Source: RefSeq, a predicted model, not a curated record
AAAUAAUUACAGAGAGGAAGUGACCGGACAAUCAAUCCGCCGCCCGUCGGCCACCAUCCGCCUCCGUUCAGCCUCCGAGCUCGAGGAGUCGAUUAUCAGAGGCGUAGACGCUCUUCGAUUUGGCCGUCCGUCUCUAAUUUGUCGGUGUUCCGGUGUUCGUCUUUUCCUCUAAUGCUAUUGAGAAAUUUGAAUUUUCCUUAUAUGUUCGGAAACCUUUCUCUUGUCCCGCCAUUGCCAGUGUCGCGGUUGUGCAUUCGAAGUUUAGGUUUUUUGGUUAGAACGACCUCUGUUGAUGUACUUGGUGCAGAUUGCGGAGCCGUCGUACCCAAAUGUCUCGUGAAGCCGCGAUCGACAAAGAUGAUCCCUUGGAUGUUGAAGAACUCCUCCAAAUUGGGACAAGAUGCAGAGAGCUGAGGAAAGAGAAGGACAUGUUGCGAGAAUCACAAUCACAAAGCUUUGGACUGAUAAGGAAACUAGAAGAUCAUGUAAGGUCGUUAUCUGAAGCUCAUGCAGAAGAUAAAAAGUAUAUCCAGAAGUUGGAGAGAGAGCUGAGCAAUUGCAGCCAGGAGAUAGAUUACCUGCAGGAUCAACUUAAUUCGAGGAAUGAGGAGGUUCACAGCCUGGAGGAGCGUGUCCGAAUUCUUGAGUUGAAGUUGAUAGACAUGGAUAAUCUAGAGGAGAAGGUCGACAUACUGAGAGAGGAACUGAGGAGGUCCGAUAUGGAGCGUGAGCUGUUGGUCCAAGAACUAGAGACAACAGAGGCAGAGUUACAAAGCUCAUCUCUAUCAGUAGAGAAACUAGAGGAGUCAAUUUCUUCUGUUGCAUUGGAAUCGCACUGUGAAAUAGAGAGCAUGAAGCUUGACUUGAUGGCCUUGGAGCAGAACUACUUUGAAGCUAAAAAAGUUCAGGAGGAGACUCUACAAGAAAAUGAGAGACUGAAUAGUUUGAUUGAUGGACUUGAAGUUCGGAUUGAGGAUGCUCAGGGAAUCAUUGAUAAUUUGGAAAAGGAGAACAAAGAACCGAGAGAGACGAUUGAUUUGUUUGAACCAAAUGCUAGAGUCCUGUGUCAAAGAAUUGGAGAGUGCAUUGAAGAACUGCAAAAUGAUGACAGAGAGUCCAAAAUUGAUAUUCAACUUUUGAUGAGCAAAGUGGGCCUUUCAAAAGAAAUGGGGGAGAUCUUUGGUCAUUUGAUUGCAAAGCUGUCAACCCUACAUGCACCAGAUCCAGUUUUAAAAGAAAAGAUGGAGAAGAUGUCUCUUGAGAUGCAAGAAUAUGAAGAACUUGUGAAGCAACUUAAGGGAGAACUGAGGGAUGAAAAAUUCAAAGCAAAGGAAGAGGCGGAGGAUCUCGCUCAAGAGAUGGCAGAAUUGAGGUACGAAAUGACUUGUUUGCUUGAAGAAGAGCGCAAGCGCCGUGCUUCCAUUGAACAAGCAUCUUUGCAAAGAAUCACCGAGCUAGAGGCACAGGUCCGGAAAGAUCAGAGAAAAUCAACCACAAUUGUCCAACAGCUACAAUUAGCAUAAAAAUCCUCUGGUGCCUCAAAUGAUAAAAGUCUAUGGCAGGAAAAUACGCAAUAGAUCUGUGGAUUGAUCAUUCUUUGCAUAUGAUACACUCAAACUUUUGGAGCAUGAGAAUCGCGUUUCCCUGCAAUGGAGCAUUGCUUGCUCUCUGGAACUCGUGCAAAAAUUCUAUUAGCACGGAACCCCUCAACCUGGGAUCAGAAGAUGCUACAAGCCGAUUCACUAGCUUCAGUUAUUCUUUUGAAGUGGUUCCAAAGUAUGCUAUAUCUUCGGAAUCCCCGGAGUCUGAGAUGUAAAUAUGUCGUGAAAUAACGAACAUCCUCUUUCUCCACCUUCUCUUCUCCUCAAGAGAUGCUAUUCUGCACUUAAACAUGCAGCGAUACAUACAGUUCUUGAUAUUUAUAAAAUUUUCCUUUCAAUUUUUGAUCCCAUAA